Molecule: messenger RNA, 4103 nt
Organism: Coregonus clupeaformis (lake whitefish)
Lineage: Eukaryota; Metazoa; Chordata; Actinopteri; Salmoniformes; Salmonidae
Exons: 16
Coding region: 188-3451 (1087 amino acids)
Biological process (GO): bicellular tight junction assembly
Cellular component (GO): bicellular tight junction; cytoplasmic vesicle; apical plasma membrane
Source: RefSeq, a predicted model, not a curated record
ACAUGGUUCAGCGCCUGCGUUCUGCGGAAGUUAAUUGGCGGAAAGAACAGGUGGAUUUAUCAACGGCAGGUGACACAGCCAGAGAAGAAAGCAGAGCCAUAUAAACAUAUUCAAACUGAACAGCAAGGCCAUGUGAGUCUGGCCCUGUGACUGUGUGUUAAAAGAGGGCUGAGACCAGUGAGUCCCCAUGUCUGCUAGAGGUGGUUCCUCCGGCCGUUUCGACGGUGUCCGGGAUGCAGAACCUCACUACGACCAGGUCCCAGUGGGCUCCUUAUGGAGGGACCAGGACCCCCCUCCUCCUCCCCGCUCCCUUGGGGUUUUCAGGGGGGCAGACCUGGCCGUGAGCUCCGACCCCCUGCCCCCCCCUCCCCUCCCAGACCAGCCCCCCGUGGGCCCUGACUUCUACCCCCCUAGCAACGGUGCCUCGGAGCACCUUGACAACGACAGAGCAGCCAUGGACAUCAAACCCGUCCACCGCUUCAUCCCUGACUCCGUCAAGGACUUCUUCCGCGGCAACAGUAUCCGUAGUAGCAGCAACAAGCCCUUCUCCUUCCCCCCGCCCCCCUCCCCGCCGCUGACGGAAAAAGACGACCUCAAACCAGGAACCACUAGAGGUGUCCCCUGCUCCCCUCCCCCCUCUCCCUCCCUCCCCGGCUCCUACCGGGACCCGUACGGAGGCUCUGGCGGCAGCUACAACUCCCGAAAAGAACGUGACGCCAUGUUGCUAGGAGUCGAGGCCAUCGAGUCAGUCUCGGGCAUCACUUUCCGCUCAGCCAAGACCUACAGCGAGCGGGUGGAGGAUUACCACCAGCGCUACGCCUAUAUGAAGUCCUGGGCGGGGCUACUGCGCAUCCUGGGCUGUGUGGAGCUCCUUUUGGGCGCUGUCGUCUUCGCCUGCGCCUGCGCCUAUGUGCACAAGGACAACGAGUGGUUCAAGAUGUUUGGCUACUCCCAGCCACAGUUGUUCGGGGGGUUAGGGGGCGGCGCAGCGGCCUAUGGAGGCAGCGGAUUCAGCUACGAUGGACCCAAAACCCCCUUCGUCUUGGUAGUGGCUGGCCUGGCCUGGAUAGUAACAGUCAUUAUGCUAGUCCUGGGGAUGACCAUGUACUACCGUACCAUCCUCCUAGACUCGUCCUGGUGGCCCAUGACUGAGUGUGUGAUUAACCUGGCCCUUGGGGUUCUCUACAUGGCAGCAGCGGUAAUGUACGUCAGGGACACGACCAGAGGAGGACUCUGUUACAUCCCCGUCUUCAACAACGGCGUCAACGGGGCCUUCUGUCGCACAGAGGCCGGCCAGACCGCCGCCAUUAUUUUUCUGUUUGUCAACAUGAUGAUAUAUUUUGUGGGCGCCGCCGUGUGUCUGAAGUUGUGGCGGCACGAGGCGGCGAGGCUGAGGAGGGAGGGGCUAGCGCAGGAGAUGAAAACCAUUGGAUCUUCCCUGCCAAUAUCUGCUCUGGGCGGUUACAGGACCUCAGAGCAGACCCCUCUCCCCACCCUCCAGACUAUCCCAGAGGUGUUGGACGGCCAUGUUGCCUCUCCAGCCGUCCCUCUGAUGAUGGAGCCAGAGAUCCUCAGAGGACACAUCCCUGCAGGACACAUCCCCAAACCUGUAAUCAUUGCAGACUAUGUGGCGAAGUACCCGACCAUCCGUACGGAGGAGGAGAGGGACCAGUACAAGGCUGUGUUUAAAGACCAGUAUGCUGAGUACAAGGAGCUGCAUGCUGAGGUCCAGGCCAUGGCCAAGAGGUUUGACGAGAUGGACGAACUGAUGAGGAACCUGCCUCCACGGCCCUCCAGCCAACUGGAGAAGGAACGCAUCAAUACCAUAGUAUUGGAGUACCAGAGAAAGAAAGCGGAUCCUACGUUCCUUGAGAAGAGGGAAAGGUGUGAGUACCUCAAGAACAAACUGUCCCACAUCAAACAGAAGAUCAACGAAUACAACAAGGUCAUGGACUGGAACGACGGAUUCAGAGGACCAGAGGAUCCCAGAAUGCCCUCUCACAACAAACGCACCCCUCCUUCUUACCAUCCGGGCAGCAGACGCCAUGAACACAGGUACAAGUAUGAGGAGCGUGUCUCCAACCCAGCCUACUCUUACUACCCGGACGAGGAGCUCCUCCACUUCUACCGCUGGACCUCUCCUCCAGGGGUGAUGAAGAUCAUCUCCAUCAUCAUCAUCAUCAUGUGCGUAGCGAUCUUCGCCUGCGUGGCAUCUACACUCGCCUGGGACUACGACAUGAGCAUGAUGGGAAUGAGCGGCGGCAUCGGCGCCGGGCUGGGCAUCGGAGGCGGAGGCGGAGCCGGAUAUGGAGGGUCCUACGGCGGCGGCUCUUCCUACGGCGGCGGUGUCGGAGGAGGAGGCUCGUCCUAUGGCGGAGGCAGCUACGGAAGCGGGACCCAGACUGACCCCCUGGCGGGGAAGGGCUUCAUCAUUGCCAUAGCAGCCAUCACCUUCAUCGCGGUGCUCAUCAUCUUCAUACUAGUGGUGUCGCGGCAGAACACGUCCCGUUCCCCAAAGUUCUACCUGGGGGCCAUCAUCGUGUCAGCCAUCUUGGCGAUACUAAUGAUCAUCGCUACUAUAGUCUACCUGGUGGCGGUAAACCCCACAGCCCAGUCCUCAGGGUCCGUCUACUACAACCAGAUCAUACAGCUGUGUUCCCAGUACCAGAAUCAGAACCAAGCCCAGGGCAUCUUCAUCAACCAGUACCUCUACCACUACUGUGUGGUGGAACCUCAGGAGGUCAUAGCCAUCAUCCUGGGUGUCUUGGUAUUUGUGGGUCUGAUCAUCCUUCUGGUGUUUGCUGUGAAGACGCGUCAGAAGAUCAGACGCUGUGGCCCAGACAGAAUCCUCUGGGAGGAGGUCAAGGUCAACAUCAACAGCAGCAGCCUGCGCACACACACCAUCGGAGAAUGGGUGAAUAACGUGUCUGGUCAGCCGGACACCCUGGUGAACGACUACAACGACAAGGUGGGGGGCUCCAGGAACUUCCUGGACCAGCUGCCAGACCACAAACCUCUGUAUCUGCCUGGGAGCUCAGACAUAACAAGCUCGUUGGGAGGACUGAAGAGCAAGCUGAGGGACAACGACACUGGUGCAGAAUCGGGAGGAGAGGAUCUGGACCAGAUCGACUUUACCACCAAGUUCUCUGCCAUCAUGAAUGAGCAGGAGCGUCUGGACUACAAGAGGGAGUUUGACCGGGACCACCUGGAGUACAAAGAGCUGCAGGCUGAGCUGGAUGACCUCAACAUGGGCCUGGCUGACCUGGACAAGGAACUGGACAGACAACCAGAGGGCAGCCCACAGUUCCUGGAUGCUAUGGAUGAGUACACCCGGCUGAAGAAUAUGAAGAAGUCCCCAGACUAUCUGCUGAAGAAGAAGAGGUGCAAGCACCUGAAGGCCAAGCUGUCUCACAUCAAGAGGAAGGUCAGCGAAUAUGACCGCAGACCCUGACCUCUGACCCCAGUCCAGAGCUGACUCCACCCCCUGUCUGUCCAGGAAACUGGCCCCAAAAGAAGGAAUACCAUAAUGGGAGAGGGAUCCAGAGAAGGCUUUUUUUUCCCUCUCAAUGUGAAGUCAUAUGAACUGAUUUUAAGAGAGAUCCUUCUCUGAAUGUCUAAUCAAGAUUUUUUUUAAAUCUUUUUAUUUCAAUAAUGUUAUCUAUUUUUAAGAUGGAUGUUGAAGUUGAGUUACAACCCAAUACACCCAUACACCCAUACACCAGUAUCUUAACGUGGUGCUGCCAGAGGAUUCUACCCAUAGCCGCAGGAAGUAGGGAUGCUGAGGGUGUUGUGAUGUGGCUCAGUGAGAGCAUGGCGCUUGCAAUGCUAGGGUUGUGGGUUCAAUUCCCCCGGAGGUCCAGUUCGAAAAUGUAUGCCCUCACUACUGUAAGUUGCUCUGGAUAAGAGCGUCUACUCAAAUGGAAAAGGAUUUAAUAGACCACUUCAGUUUUCACAUGGAAAUAAGUUGCAUUUGCAAAAGUGUUUCAAGAAACUGGAAAACAUAUCAAGGCGAGUAUUUUUCUAUUUCACAAGUAUUAUCAGAUUCAACUGUUUUGUACAGAAUUUUUUUUAUUUUUACAUUUUUUAAAUGUUUAGUCAUUUAG